Molecule: messenger RNA, 765 nt
Organism: Adineta ricciae
Lineage: Eukaryota; Metazoa; Rotifera; Eurotatoria; Adinetida; Adinetidae
Source: the annotation of a GenBank genome assembly
AUGCUGUUGUCUGAUACACUGUUGCUUCCAAUAUGCGUCUCGCAGGAAAUCAUCGCAAUUCUCAUUAUUCUACUUUCUUCUGCAUUCUCACCAGUAUGGACUCAUAAUUCGUCGUUAUAUACUGUUUCGUCACAAAGUGCACCUUAUUGCUCAUUUUUCUCCAAUCGUGCACCAAGUCCUCAGCCAGCAUUGACAAACUGUACAUGGUUUCAAGAGAAUAGUUGUUGUCGAGAAAAUGAAGUUCGUCAUAUUUUCUCUCAGGUACGUCCAUUAAUUGGCUCUUCGGCUGAAUGCAGUCAAUUUCUAAAUAUUUUAAUGUGUUAUGUAUGUUCUCCAUUGCAAUAUCAUUUUUAUCGCAGUGAACGCUUACAUGUAUGUUCAUCCUAUUGUGAUCGAAUGUAUAAAGCAUGCGCAACAGCAUUGAUGAAAGGGAUACCUGUGGGUGAAUUAUAUGCAAACGGACGAGAGUUUUGUCUUUCACGUCGUUUUGAGAUCAGCGACAUCAGUAACUCUUCGUCUUGUUUCUCCGAUGAUUACGGCAGUGUUACAACGAAGCAGAUCAAAAAUAGCAAUAGCAAUCUCAGUUCAACGAACAUUGAACGACCUAACGUCAAUUGUCUUCCUUUGUCAAUUUUAUUUAUUACUAUUGUUUGGUAUUGUGUCAUACGUAUAUUUAUUCAUAUAUUUCGAGUCAGUAUUAUUUUUCUGAGAAACAAAAGAAAAACCUGGAAUGUCAAACGGAAACAAGUUUUGUAUUUAUAUUGA